Messenger RNA from Pseudogymnoascus destructans, 330 nucleotides. RefSeq lists its product as uncharacterized. The transcript is spliced from 2 exons. Lineage: Eukaryota; Fungi; Ascomycota; Leotiomycetes; Thelebolales; Thelebolaceae. The coding region runs from base 1 to 330 and encodes 109 amino acids. The record is from RefSeq and is a predicted model, not a curated record.
AUGCCGCCACGUCAGACCCGUAGGGAAGCGGCUGCGAGCCUUGAGCAUGAGCGUAGCGGAGUGGCUGCACUUGAGAACGCACCUGAGGAAAGCCCAGCUUGCUACGGCCCUCGCCUCGAAGCUGAGUUACAGCGAGAACUUGAGCUGAGAGAGGCGGGCGAGCGAAUCCGUCGACUACAGGAACGCCUAGAGCGUGUAGGACAAGAGGAGGCUUCUCCCCACACUCUUAGGUCGGACGAACGAAGCGUUAUGACUACUGUAAGCUCUACUUCGCAUGCUGGGGUACCACGAAGCCUAAGGUCGAGGGCGAUCCCUGAAUACCGAGUGUAA